AUGAAGGUAAUAGAUAGUCAUAAAUCUAUUAAAUGCCCUUUUAGAACAUGGGAACUGGCAGAGUACCCGUUUUUACCUACGAAUACUCGGCAUUCAUGGUCUGUACGAACAUGUAAUAAUUUAGAGAAACCUAGAUAUGUUAUUAUAGGAUUUCAAACAGACCGUAAAAAUACAGGAUCAAAGUCUAUGGCUGUUUUUGAUCAUUGCAAUUUGACAAAUCUUAAAGUAUAUCUAAACACGCAAGUUUAUCCAUAUGAAGAUUUUAGAGCUGACUACCCGAAUAACCUUUAUUCUUUAUUUUACAACUCAUACAUAAAAUUUCAACGAACAUAUUACGAUAGAGAUUGGGCUUCACCAUUACUUAACCAUUCAAAAUUCAAAGAUAUAAUGCCUGUUGCUGUUAUUGAUAUGAGUCGACAGGAUGAUGAUAUAAAAAUUAACUCUGGUUUGGAUUUAAGAUUAGAAUUUGAAUUUUCCAAUGCGGUUCCAGAGAAGACUACCGCUUAUUGUUUAGUAAUUCAUGAUCAAAUAAUCACAUAUAACCCGUUUUCGGGUGAUGUUAGAAAAUUAUAA
This is a messenger RNA of Daktulosphaira vitifoliae (grape phylloxera), 573 nucleotides long. RefSeq lists its product as uncharacterized. The transcript has a single exon. Lineage: Eukaryota; Metazoa; Arthropoda; Insecta; Hemiptera; Phylloxeridae. The record is from RefSeq and is a predicted model, not a curated record. The coding region runs from base 1 to 573 and encodes 190 amino acids.